Messenger RNA from Suillus paluster, 858 nucleotides. RefSeq lists its product as uncharacterized. NCBI's taxonomy places the organism in Eukaryota, Fungi, Basidiomycota, Agaricomycetes, Boletales, Suillaceae. The transcript is spliced from 5 exons. The record is from RefSeq and is a predicted model, not a curated record. The coding region runs from base 1 to 858 and encodes 285 amino acids.
AUGGCCAACCCUAAUAACAUUGUCUGUCAGUUUACGGAAGACGCAUUUGCUGCUGAAGAUCAGAUCUGCAAGUGCCCAUCUUGUCGUGCCCAGAUCAACAAAGGACAACCCUGCUUUUAUGUGGCUACAAUCAAACCCAGCAAACCAGGGUGCAAUGUAUGUGCAGCCUGCUAUACACGGUAUGAGAAGAAGUCUGUAACAUCAAAGAGACCCACUGCGUCACAAUAUCCUUCAUCUGAUGCAGCAAGUUAUCACCGACCUGAUCCUCAGACAAUUCGGCAGUCAGUUAAUGCUGCCCAAAGGAAAUUGAGCAUCAAUCCACCUCCUGUCAUUGCGGUGCCUGACUGGACAAAUGCUGCCAUGGGUCCUCCGCCUGUCCCUCGUCACCGUGCAAUCACCGGCCCUGAUGUGGCCAUUCCUACAUCUUGGCAGGGGUCAGCCGCAUCUCCAAUACCAUCGAGACUCACUGGUCUGAUUGGAUAUUCAUCGCACCAUGGAUCAUAUGCCGCAGAACGUCUGAGAUGGGUCAAAUCUGCGUAUGCUACUCCCAGCUCUAUAGCUGAAACCAUUGCCCUUGAGAUUUUGGCCGUCCACAAAGCGGGGGGGGGGGGGGGGGGUAAUAUUUGUGAGGGCAAGAAAGACAUUGACGCCCACAUUGAUGCCCCAGGUCUGAUCAACCUGGCUCUGGAAACAGUUGGGCCUAAGCUACAAGCAUUUGGUGGCCUCUUCUCAUGGAUGGGUGGAUCUCUCAACAUACCAGCCAUUGAUCCCGUACUUCUACUUGCAGUGUCUUCAGCCAGCUCGCAAAGGCUCCAAGGCACCAACAUUCAAGACGAAGCAAUUUACCCUCUGUCAUGA